Molecule: messenger RNA, 2539 nt
Organism: Phascolarctos cinereus (koala)
Lineage: Eukaryota; Metazoa; Chordata; Mammalia; Diprotodontia; Phascolarctidae
Source: RefSeq, a predicted model, not a curated record
CCCAGUCCCCUGGCCCCACAUGCCCCUUUUGGCUGGCUCGAAUGGGGCUCAGGACGCACUUGAAGCCACGUUGUGGCCGCUCUCAUCCUGCCAAUGCUACAGCCCAGCUGCCCUGUAGGAAACCCUCUCAACUGGUGUAGCCCCAGGCCAAGGAUGAUCCUGCCAGGAUGAAAACCUGGCUGUGCCUAGCCCGACCUCGCGCCCUCUUUGUCCCCGCAUUCCCUCUAGCUCGCGCCCAGCGUUCUUCAGGCGUUACACCGGUAGACACAAGGGACGCGGACGCCGAUGCGGAUGCGGAUGAGGACUUGGACGGUGCGGUCGCAGAGCACACCUAGCGGGAUCAGCAGAAUUACUCAAGUCAAACGCUUGGAGGAUGUCUCGGCGCAGUGAGCGCCUGCGCCUCCGAUACCAGGCACUUGUUGAUGGGCAAAGCAGCAGCAGCAGCAGCAGCAGCAGCAGCAGAGGGAGUUCCCAGGUGGCUGGCCAGCACACCAACUUCACGGAGGGUCCUCUCAGGACUGUGAGGAGGAAGUCGAGUAUGGUCCGAAGCCUCUCACCAGGCCUCUCACCAGCCCCUCACCUGCUUACAGGGGUAACAGGCUGGGAGAGCCCCGGAUCCACCUCAGGGUACUUCUCUGAGGAUGAUGGUGCAGCAUUCCAGUGGCGCCUGAAAACCACCUGGCACUGCGUGACCACUGCUGCCUCCCUCCAGGACUUCUUUCUCUCAAUCAGGAAGUUUUGCACUCGCAAGAAGGGGCUCGUCUUUGUCUUGGGCUUGCUGUUGCUUAUGGCUUCGCUGGCUUAUGGUGCUUGGUAUUUCUACCCCUAUGGACUACAGACCUUACCCCCUGCUGUGCUCUCCUGGUGGGCAGCCAAGGGCAGCGGCAGGACAGAGGACCGUUGGGAAUCAGGACAGUCCCCCUCAUAUUUCCAGGAGCUGGAAAGCGGGGUGGUGCACAAGACAUCUGAGUGGCACAGUUCUUCCCAAGAAGGCUUUGUGGAAACAAGGCCAAAGCGGAUGGGUUCCCUAGAGGCCCAGCUGGUUGGCCUGAGGCAGGAGCUAGUGGCCUUGAGCCAGAGCCAGGCUGAGGUGGAGAAAGAAUCACACCUUGGGCCAGAGAAGAUGGUGGCCCUGCGCAAUGAGGUGGAGUCUAAGGUCCCUGGCUGGAUUCAGCAGGUCCUUCAUUUGAAGCUAGGGGACGUGCAGGCCCAGCUUCGUGACCUAGAGCACCGACUCCUGAGGUAUAUGACAGAGGAGCAGGAUAAGUGUGCGGGCAAAGUUGCUGCCAUCUUGAGGCUGAGCCUUGUGAAGGAAGGAGUGACCAGCGGGGUGACAAAGGAGAAAGUACACCAGAUCGUAGAGCAGGCACUGAAAAAGUACAGUGCAGAUCGCAUCGGGCUGGUGGAUUAUGCCCUGGAAUCUUCAGGGGCCAGCAUCGUCAGCCGCCGCUCGUCACCGACGUAUGGCAUGAGGACGGAGUGGUCUGGCCAUUUCACUCUCUUUGGCAUCCCCUUGUGGCGCUAUUUCCAGUCCCCAAGACUCAUCCUCCAGCCAGACGUCUACCCUGGCAACUGCUGGGCAUUCAGGGGCCACCAGGGCUUCGUCGUGGUGCGCUUGUCUGCCCGCAUCCAGCUCACUGCCAUCACCUUGGAGCACGUGCCAAAAGCUCUGUCCCCAACCGCUGACAUCCCCAGUGCCCCAAAGGACUUUGUCAUCUUGGGGCUAAAUGAAGAUUCUCAGGCAGACGGGGUGGCCCUCGGGCAGUUCACCUACGAUAACGCUGGCGAGGCCAUUCAGACCUUCCACUUGGAGGGCAACGACACAGCCCCAUACCAGCUGGUAGAGCUGCGAAUCCUCAGCAACUGGGGUCACCCUGACUAUACGUGCAUUUACCGCUUCAGGGUCCAUGGGAAGCCUGCCACUUAGCCCCGCCCCAGCCUGCUGCCUUCACCCCUUCCUCCUUCAGCCGCCACAAAGCAGCUCUCUCACCUCCUCCUCCCUGCCCCCGCUUAAUCUCUUCUGCCCACUGUGCCUUCUGGGACAGAGACAAAACCUCCGUGGAGCCCUCUUGCCCCACCAGGCCCACUCAGAGAUGGAGAAGACAACCGGCUGAGCCUUUGCUUCUCACAAGGCCAACAACCGGCAUUUGGGGGAAGUUUUCACCCAAGAUCACCUGCAGUGGCAUUUAGAAACAGCUCGUCACCAUGGCUUGUAGCCAUAGCUAGUUGGCCCCUUGUACCCACUGGGGUUUCAUUUGCACUGCAGUGGAAGUUAGUACUGUUAGAUAGAACAUUAGUCGUGGGUUAGAUAAAGCUGACAAAGAAGGGGGCUCAGAGUGCAGCCAGGGGCCAUGGGGAGAGCGCCUUCCCUUCUCCUACUGCUGCCAGGUUUCUCCUGCCUUCCUCGGCGGCCCAGAGACUCUACAUUUCCACUUUAGCCAUGCCUUCUUCCACCUCCUGACCUGAAGCUCAGUCGCUGUGGUCUCUCCUUUGGGACCAUCAGCUCCAGCUGAUAUGGCUAUGGUGGGGAGGAGACUGG